AUGUUACUUUUGUUUCAGGUGAGUCCUGAAUACAAGCCCCUUUUGCUGUGGUUCCAAGGUGGUCCAGGGAAGUCGGCACUGUACGGCCAGUUUCUCGAAAAUGGCCCUCUGGGAAUCGACGUCGAAGGAAAAUUGUUCCGUAGAAGGCCCAGCAUUUUAUCCGAUUUCAACGUCGUCUACCUGGAUGCGCCGGCAGGCUCGGGAUACAGCUUCAGCAAAGUGGGUAGAUACCCCCUAACACUUGAAGAAGCUGCCGAACACACCAUGAGAUUUAUGAAGGGAUUUCUCCGAAUAUUUCCCGAGUACAAGGAUACAUACUUCUUCAUUGCUGGAGAAUCAUAUGGAGAAGGAAAGAAAACCUUGUUCGAGGAACUGACAGGUUUCCAGUCCCACGGAAGCAUCAUAAGAGAUCAGAGACCAGAAAAAGUCAAAAAAUACAUGGCGUACGCAAACAGUGCGGAGUUUAAGAGGAUUAUACACGUUUCCCCCACCAGAGUCCUCGAUGGCACCAGAGCUAAACUGGCAAUGACCUUAGCUGUAGGAGACUUCUUUAUCGACAAGACGCAGACACUGGCGGACGUUCUCAACAACGUGCACGUGCUCUUCUACACAGCACAGUUGGAUGCUGUAUUCCCUGACAACUCUGCCGACCUGAUCUUUACAGUACCUGAUAUAAAGUCAUCAAACAUUUUGGCAGCAAAAAAGAAUAAAAGCCGAGUGUGCUUACCUGAACCUUGCUCCAAUGUGGAAGCAUACUCCGGAUUCAUCAAAGUUGACAAAUAUAGCAACUCUUCCCUCUUUUUCCUGCACGUAAAAUCACAGGAUGAUGCCGAUAAAAAGCCCCUUCUCUUGUGGCUCCAAGGCGGUCCCGGAAAAUCGUCCCUCUUCGGACAGUUUCUUGAGAACGGACCCCUUGGUAUAGACGCCAACGGGAAACUCUUUUACAGGAACCAUACCAUCGCAAACGAUAUGAAUAUAAUCUAUUUGGAUCAGCCAGCUGGUUCGGGAUACAGCUUCAACGACGGUAAAAAUUAUGCCAGCACACUCGAGAAUGCUUCCAACCACAUCAUACGGUUCGUGCGUCGAUUUGUUAGAAUAUUUCCGGAGUACAUCGCAAGAGACUUUUACAUUGCUGGGGAGUCCUACGGAGCAAGGUUCGCUGUGGGAUUGGCGAGCGAAAUGUUGAAGAACAAGUCCUUGGUCCCCCUAAAUCUGAGAGGAGUGAUGCUUGGCGUCGGAUUCUUGUUUCCGGUUGUCGACUUGAUCGACUCUAGCGACUAUCUUUUUUCUUCGGGAUUACUUGACCGUGAUGGCCAAACGUCUUUCGCUGAGCAGUUUCAGGUGAUUAAUGAACUUGUAAACAAAAAAAAUUACACCGCGGCCGCUGUUCUGCUCAGCCGCACUGUCCUGAAUACUGCUGCCGAAGUGCCCAUGUUCGUCCUUCCCUCGGUGGUCUUGUCGGGUCGUUAUCCGUGGUCCAGCGGCAAUCCCUGA
Messenger RNA from Rhipicephalus sanguineus (brown dog tick), 1494 nucleotides. Its product is annotated as vitellogenic carboxypeptidase-like. The record is from RefSeq and is a predicted model, not a curated record. Gene Ontology annotation, biological process: proteolysis. Bases 1 to 1494 code for a protein of 497 amino acids. The transcript is spliced from 6 exons. Lineage: Eukaryota; Metazoa; Arthropoda; Arachnida; Ixodida; Ixodidae. Gene Ontology annotation, molecular function: serine-type carboxypeptidase activity.